AUGGCACCGGUACAGAAAGAAUCUAAAGAAAACCAACCACCAACAUCGUCAUCGUCGGUGGUUGCCAAAGAUGCAACAGAGAUCCCACAAAAUAAAAAGAAUGUAGCUAAGGAAGAAGAAGAAGAAUUAUCCGAAGAGGACCAGCAAUUGAAAGAGGAGUUGGAACUGACUGUGGAAAGGUUGAAACAACCCAAUCAAUCGCAAGAUCAAUAUGCAAAGUACUUGGAUUCCUUGAAACGAUCCAUUCAAGACUCUACUACUUCCAUGACUGCUGUCCCAAAGCCAUUGAAGUUUUUGAGACCCAGCUACCCCGGUUUGACUGAAGUUUAUGAUGAGUGGAGUAAAAAGUAUGGCGAAAAAUCUCCCAUUGUAUCCAGUUUGGCCGACAUCUUGUCUGUGUUGGCAAUGACUUACUCAAACGAAAACAAAAGGGAGUCAGUAAAGUAUAGAUUAUUGUCAAAUACUGACACUAUCCAAGAUUGGGGACAUGAGUACUUGCGUCACUUGGCUUUGGAAAUCGGUGAGUCCUAUCAAGAAAAUUUGGGUGUAGACGAAGAUUUGGUGUCAAGGUUAACCCAGUUGGCGUUGAAGAUUGUUCCGUACUUUUUGCAGCACAAUGCUGAAGCCGAUGCUGUCGAUUUGUUGUCGGAAAUCGAGUCCAUUGAUAAAUUGCCCCAAUUUGUUGACGACAAUACUUACGCCAGAGCUUGUCUUUAUGUUACAAGUAUGGUUCCAUAUUUGGCUCCACCUGAUGAUAUUUCCUUUUUGAAUACUGCAUUUGCUAUAUACUUAUCCCACAGUCAAUUGACACAAGCGUUAACUAUUGCCAUCAAAUUAGAUGACAAGGAGUUGAUUGAGCAAGUUUUCAAUUCAACAAACGAUGAAUUGGUUCAUAAACAAUUGGGUUUCAUCUUGUCGCAACAAUUUAGUAAUUUUAAAUUACCCAAAGAGAAUCAGGAAGUUCAAGAUACGAUAAGUAAUGUCAAACUAGGCGAAUACUUUCAAUAUUUGAUCAAAGAGUUGAAUUUAUUGGAUCCAAGAGUGCCCGAAGAUGUUUACAAAUCACAUUUAGAAAAUUCGAAAUUUGGUUUGGGAACUUCUGGAUCCAUUGAUUCUGCAAAGCAAAAUCUUGCCGCUGCUUUUGUCAAUGCGUUUUUGAAUCUUGGUUUUGGUAAAGACAAGUUGGUUAAAUCAGAGGAAGAUAACAAGUCUUGGAUUUACAGAACAAAGGGUAAAGGCAUGGUUUCAACUACAGCCUCAUUGGGUUCAUUUCACCAGUGGGAUGUCAAUGAAGGGUUGCAGGUAUUGGAUAAAUAUACAUAUUCUGACGAUCCAGAAGUCAAGGCUGGUGCUUUGUUGGGUACCGGUAUUGUAUCAGCCAACGUGCACGACGAUGUUGAUGCAGCACUUGCGUUAUUGCAAGACUAUGUCAAUGAUUCCAAUAAGUUAUACCAAACAGCAGCAAUCAAUGGGUUAGGUAUUGCAUUUGCUGGGUCUGCCAAUGAAGAAGUGUUGAAUUUGUUAUUACCAUUGGUGUCAGAUCUGGAUGCACCAUUAGAAGUGUCGUGUUUGGCUGCAUUAGCUUUGGGUCAUACAUUUGUUGGAACGUGCCAUGGUGAUAUAACCUCAACUAUUUUGCAAACAUUGUUGGAGAGAGAUUUCAAUCAAUUGGCCAAUAAAUUUAUUAAAUUCAUGGCAUUAGGUUUGGGGCUUUUGUACAUGGGUAAAACUGAACAGGUGGAAGAUGUAUUGGAGACUAUAGAUGCAAUUGAGCAUCCAAUUAGCAAAACUUUGAAAGUUUUGGUCAAUAUUUGUGCCUAUGCCGGCACUGGUAACGUUUUGCAAAUACAAGCCUUGCUACAAAUGUGUGCUGCUAAACCCAAAGAUCAACUUGAUGAAGAGAAAAGAUUGGAACAGUCUGAGGAAGACCAGCAAAAAACUGAAGAAAAAGGCAAUGCUAAACAAGAGGGUGAAAGAGAUGCUGAAAUGGAAGAUGCCAGAGAUGAUAUUAACGAAACUCAAGAUACUGCUGAUGCAAACACCACUGCUACUGCUGCUGCUACUGCUACUGCUGCUGACUCGUCAGAAACCAAAGCCAAUGAGGCUGAAAACAAAGAAGAUGCUGCCGAUGCCGAUGAUGAUGACGAAGUAGAUGAAGAUGAGGAGCUAUACCAAGGUAUUGCCGUUUUAGGAUUGGCUUGUAUUGCAAUGGGUGAGGAUAUUGGUCAAGAUAUGUCGUUGCGUCAUUUUGGUCAUUUGAUGCACUACGGGAAUUCUUUAAUUCGUCGAUCAGUUCCAUUGGCUAUGGGAUUGGUUUCGAUAUCGAACCCACAAAUUAAGGUUUUCGAAACAUUGUCCAGGUACUCACAUGAUCCUGAUUUGGAAGUUGCCCAAAACUCCAUCUACGCCAUGGGAUUGGUUGGUGCUGGUACCAAUAAUGCCAGAUUGGCUCAAUUGUUGAGACAAUUGGCGUCGUAUUACAUCAAAUCACCUGACACUUUAUUUAUGGUUAGAGUCGCUCAAGGUUUGUUGCACUUGGGUAAGGGAACCUUGACGUUGUCUCCGUUCAAUGUGGAGAGAACAGUAUUGUCCAAUACGGCAUUGGCUUCUUUGUUGACAGUGUCGGUGGCAUUAUUAGACCCAAGAGCUUUUAUUUUGAAUGAUUCAACACAGGAAACAAGUCAUGAAUUGUUGUACUACUUGAUUCCAGCAGUGAAACCAAAGAUGUUGGUAACUGUUGAUGAAAACUUGAAGCCUUUGAAAGUCAAUGUAAGAGUUGGUCAAGCGGUUGACGUUGUUGGUCAGGCCGGUAAGCCCAAGACUAUCACUGGAUGGGUCACGCAAUCUACACCAGUGCUAUUAAACUAUGGUGAGCGUGCCGAACUUGAAAAUGAUGAGUGGAUUAGCUUAAGCAAUUCAUUGGAGGGUGUUGUUAUAUUGAAGAAGAAUCCCGAAUUUAUGGACAUAGACUCUUGA
Molecule: messenger RNA, 2976 nt
Organism: Lodderomyces theae
Lineage: Eukaryota; Fungi; Ascomycota; Pichiomycetes; Serinales; Debaryomycetaceae
Gene: RPN1
Product: proteasome regulatory particle base subunit
Exons: 1
Coding region: 1-2976 (991 amino acids)
Biological process (GO): proteasome-mediated ubiquitin-dependent protein catabolic process; regulation of protein catabolic process
Cellular component (GO): proteasome regulatory particle, base subcomplex; proteasome storage granule; proteasome complex
Molecular function (GO): enzyme regulator activity
Source: RefSeq, a predicted model, not a curated record